Messenger RNA from Lachancea thermotolerans CBS 6340, 684 nucleotides. RefSeq names its product peptide alpha-N-acetyltransferase complex A subunit ARD1 (gene ARD1). The transcript has a single exon. Gene Ontology annotation, biological process: N-terminal peptidyl-glutamic acid acetylation. Gene Ontology annotation, cellular component: NatA complex. Gene Ontology annotation, molecular function: protein N-terminal-serine acetyltransferase activity; protein-N-terminal-glutamate acetyltransferase activity. The record is from RefSeq and is a predicted model, not a curated record. Lineage: Eukaryota; Fungi; Ascomycota; Saccharomycetes; Saccharomycetales; Saccharomycetaceae. Bases 1 to 684 code for a protein of 227 amino acids.
AUGCCUGUGACAAUCCGCCGAGCAACAAUCGAGGACAUGCUGUGCAUGCAGAAUGCCAACCUGAACAACCUGCCUGAAAACUACUUGUUUAAAUACUACAUGUACCACAUUUUGUCAUGGCCUGAGGCGUCCUUCGUGGCAACGACAACAGACGACGUGGGCGGGCCCGCGGACGCCACGCUCGAGGAACUGGCUGCUUGCUGUGAGGGCCCUGUUAGCGCGACGAAGGGCGAUCCCUGUUACGUGCGCUCCGGCGAGAAAUUGGUUGGCUACGUGUUGGCCAAGAUGAACGACGACCCUUCGCAGCCAAGCGAAGCGCUUACAGGCCACAUUACGUCUCUGAGUGUGAUGCGUACCUACAGACGCAUGGGUGUUGCGGAAAAGCUGAUGCGCCAAGCACUCUUCGCGCUGUCAGAGGUCUACCGCGCAGAGCAGGUGUCGCUACAUGUGCGGCAAUCGAACCGCGCUGCGCUGCACUUGUACAGGGACACUCUGGAGUUCGAGGUGCUCAAGGUCGAGAAAAGCUACUAUCAAGAUGGCGAGGAUGCCUACGCGAUGAAGAAAACUUUGGAUACAGAAGCCCUACAGCCAGCCAACUUCCAACGCGGUGCUGAACAGGACGACCUUGAUUCAGACCUACUCGAGGACCUGGUGCGCGAGGGCGUCGCAGAAGUUGAGGCAUGA